Adineta steineri is the source of this 435-nucleotide messenger RNA. Lineage: Eukaryota; Metazoa; Rotifera; Eurotatoria; Adinetida; Adinetidae. The record is from the annotation of a GenBank genome assembly.
AUGCUCUUAUUAAGUUUUCGAAAAGCUCAUUUACCUAUUAUACAUGUUAAGCAUGAUUCCAGCACUCUUACUUCACCUUUUCAUCCUUCACAUACUGGAAAUGAACUUGAAGAUUAUGCUAAACCACUAACUACGAACAAUGAACCACUUCUACAUAAAUCAGUUAAUUCUGCUUUUAUUGGUACUGAUCUUGAGAAACGUCUUCGAGAACAAGGUACAUUAUCAUUAGUUAUUGUAGGUUUAACAACUAAUCAUUGUUGUGAAACAACAACACGAAUGGCUGGUAAUCUUGGUUUUCGAUGUAUUCUUUGUACAACUAUCAAAGCAAAUGAAGUACAUUUCAACACAUUAGCGAGUUUUAAUGAAGAAUUUACAACAAUUGUAGCAACUAAACAAAUAUUGGACACUAUUGCUACGUUAUCAUAUAUAUUUUAA